Rubroshorea leprosula is the source of this 535-nucleotide messenger RNA. The record is from the annotation of a GenBank genome assembly. Lineage: Eukaryota; Viridiplantae; Streptophyta; Magnoliopsida; Malvales; Dipterocarpaceae.
CCUAAUCUCCAAAUCCCCCGCCCCAAUGAACCAAACUCCCUCUCCUCCUCCUUCCCCUGCCUUCGACGGCGACGCCGGAAUGGACGACGCCUGGUAUGGCAACAUCCAGUACCUUCUCAACAUCUCCACAAUCGGUCUCUUUUGUUGCGUCUUCAUCUUCGUCUUCCUUAAGCCCCGUAGCGACCACCGCCGCAUGCCUGGCCCUGCUGCUCUCUUUUCCAAGCUACUUGCAGUCUGGCACGAGACUAGCCGCAAGAUCGCACUGGCCGCGAGAUUGCCGUCCACUGUGGGGCUGAUGCUACGCAGUUUCUCUUGAUUGAAGGCAGUAGCUUCAUUAUGCUUCUGUCCGUUGCUUUUCUAUCGAAAGAGAAGAAGUGCAGUGACAAAGGAAAAGAUCGACGGACGAUCGACGAAGAGAAGAUCAAUGGAAGACCCUUCUGCAGUUCUGUUGGUUCCUCCUAUCUGGGUUUUGCAAUUUGUUUCCACUGUCCCGAGCUCCUAAUGAUCUUAGAUUCUUAGCGUUUUUAGUUUUUAG